GCCUCUCGUGACCGCCCCUCCGCGGCUGAUCAGAGGUCUGGGUGCCCCCCCCAACUUAACGCGGUCGGGGUUCCCGGUCCCACCUAACGCGAUCCUGGGUUCCCGGCCCGCAGCCGACUGCCAGCGGCUUGGUGCCGCCGAGGGUCGGGAGGGCGCGAGCUCGUACCCACGGCUGCGAGGAGGGUUUCCCCAGACCGAGGCGCGGAAACGGGGUGCUCCGGCCUCCCGCCGGCUCUCCGCCUGAUCUUCGCGGUCGCAGACGCUGUGCGCCCUGCGCGAUGGGUGCCAACGAGGACCAGGAGAUGGAACUAGAAGCUUUACGUUCUAUUUAUGAAGGAGAUGAAAGCUUCCGGGAAUUAAGUCCGGUUUCGUUUCAGUACAGGAUAGGUGAAGAUGGUGAUCCCAAAGCCUUCCUAAUAGAGAUUUCCUGGACAGAGACCUAUCCCCAGACGCCUCCGGUUAUAUCUAUGAACGCCUUUUUUAACAACACCAUCUCCUCGGCUGUGAAGCAGAGCAUCUUAGCCAAGCUACAGGAAGCGGUAGAAGUGAACCUUGGCACCGCCAUGACCUACACGUUGUUCGAGUAUGCAAAGGACAAUAAAGAGCAGUUCAUGGAGAACCACCAUCCCGGGAAUUCUACGCCAACAUCCAUAGCCAAUAUCAUCUCGGUUGAAACUCCCAGCACAGCCCCAUCAAGUAAGAAAAAAGACAAGAAAGAACAACUUUCCAAAGCUCAGAAACGCAAGCUGGCAGAUAAGACAGAUCACAAAGGGGAGCUCCCUCGAGGCUGGAACUGGGUUGAUGUCGUGAAGCAUUUAAGCAAAACUGGCUCUAAAGACGAUGAGUAGCCCCUGCAGAAGAAGCAAGAGCAUCUCUGCAAGGCAGCCCGGAUCAACAUGGCUCCUUACCUUUUCUGGCACCGAGUGGCUUUUUACAAGACAUAGCUCUUUUGUAUGUGUCUUUAAAAAUAGAAGUGGAAAGUCCACGACGAGAUCUGGCUGUAGUAAAUUAUUUUCACAAGCUCGCCUUCGUGAAAGGUGAAAGUGUAGCCGUUGAGAGCAUCGUCGGCAGUGGAUGGCCCUGAGGGGUGAGUCAGUGGUGCCCGGGAUAGCAUCGCUGGUAUUCCAUGGCAUGACCAUAGCAACAGGCGUCUCCCCGUAAGUCGCCAUCUCCUUCUGCUUGGAUAACCAAGAGAAAGCUGCUACAGAGCAAUCUCAGCACUGGUGCUGAGGGUUCUGAUUCUUUCUGUAGUUCCUCAUUCGUCAGCAGUCACUUGCUUCCCCUUAAUAAACUGAUAUCUAGUUCUACUUUUCUCUUAGCUUGGGUGAAGGUGUUUGACCAUGAGAUCUUCCAAUUCUAUGAAUAAUAGAAAGAAUAUAAGAAGAAAACGGAGAGCCUGGGAAGGAGCUCAGUCAGUAAAGGGCUCGCCGUGCAAGCACGAGGACCCGCGCUCAGGUCCCCAGCAGCCACGGAGAAAGCCGGGCAUGCGCCUGAAACCCAGUGCUGGGCGGGCAGGGACGGGAGGAUCCCUGGUGCUUGCUGGCCAGCCAGUCUGGCGGAAUCCCUGAACUCCCGGUUCAGUGAAAGACGCUAUCUCAAAUAAAUAGUAGAAAGCAAUACAGGAAGAAGACACAUAACAGAUCUCGGGCCUCAACAGGCAACACACACAAAUAUAUAGAUAUACAACAAACAAAACAAAAACAACAGGUUUGCCAAAUACUUCAGAAGGCAUUUGGAUAAGUGCUAGCUCUUGUUUCAAAUACUUCUCUUUGCUGCAAAUGCCAGGAUGAGUAGAAGAUGCCUUAAUAUUUAAUUUUUGUAUUGUUGGAGACGGUGGUUUUAAUAAAUUCCUAUUAUCUGC
This is a messenger RNA of Alexandromys fortis (reed vole), 1861 nucleotides long. RefSeq names its product RWD domain containing 4 (gene Rwdd4). The transcript has 8 exons. Bases 279 to 848 code for a protein of 189 amino acids. Gene Ontology annotation, molecular function: protein binding. The record is from RefSeq and is a predicted model, not a curated record. NCBI's taxonomy places the organism in Eukaryota, Metazoa, Chordata, Mammalia, Rodentia, Cricetidae.